Messenger RNA from Agelaius phoeniceus (red-winged blackbird), 1653 nucleotides. RefSeq names its product coiled-coil domain containing 63 (gene CCDC63). Gene Ontology annotation, cellular component: axoneme. Lineage: Eukaryota; Metazoa; Chordata; Aves; Passeriformes; Icteridae. The record is from RefSeq and is a predicted model, not a curated record. Gene Ontology annotation, biological process: cilium movement; outer dynein arm assembly.
AUGAAGAGGAGAGAAGCCUCAGCAGACCUGGAUCUCCCCGAAAAGGAGAAGGAAAUAAGGGCUAAAGUGGAGAUCAGGCACCUGCAGACUAAUUUCCAUCAUGAGGCCCACAAGAGGAAAUUCUUCGAUGCCGAUAUCUGGCGGCAAAUGCAGGCUCAGGAAAAAGCAAUAGCUGAUCUGAAGCAAGAGCACAGACAUGUGACAUUAACGCUGAGCCAGAUCUAUUCACCGAGCAGUGUCCUGGUGGAAAGCAGAAAUCGCAUGAAGGUCCGAAGCCUCUUGCAGACCAGGAUGCAGAAUGAUGCCCUGAUCAAAGAAAGAAAAGCCCAGUUAGCUGACCUGGCCAAGCAGGUUGUAGAGCUGGAAAAAAAGAUAGUGAAUCAAAGAGACACAAACUGGAGGGAGUUGGAAGCAAAGAGCCACAAACACCUGCAGAAGAAGAUUGAGUUACUGGAGAUGCGUCUGAGUCAUGUCACUGUGCGUUACAACACCAUCAUGACCAGGAACAACAAGCUCAGAGAGGAGACUGCCAGCCUGCAGAUCCAGAAAGCCAUUUAUGACAACUGCUACUGGAAGCUGGAAAGAAGCCUGGCACAGCAGAACAAACUGCUGGAGGCUGCUAUCGAGCAAGCCACAGAGGACUAUGAGCAGUGGAUGGAGGAUCUGGGGCGGAUCUCGGACAUCCGGGACGUGCGCUACAGGGAAACCAUCCAGUACAACAUCAGGCUGCUGGAGAGGAAGUGUGCCCUGCACCAGGAGACCAGGCUGAAGAACUUCUUCCUCAGCAAAUGUGCAGACCUCUCUGUAUUGAAGGAACAGGCCAAAGAGAGAGAAGCCUUUGAGGCAGCUGAGAGGGCCAAAAGGAGCCAAAAGGAGAGCUAUGAGGUGGCCUACAAGCGCCUGCUGGAGCUGUCGGACGGAGACAUUGAUGAUUUCUUGGAGGAGUUCCUUGAAAAGGACAGGAGAUUCUUCAUCCUCUUUAACUACGCCAUUAGGCUGAACGUCAGGAAUGAGGGUCUCAGGCAGAGGAUCCAGGCGAUCCAGGAUGAUAUGGAGGCCAUCACAACGGAGAGGGAGCAGGCAGAGACCACCCAGACUCAGGUCCUGCAGGAGCUGGAGGCAAAAAUAGCAGAGACCACCGAGGAAGCCAACAAGUAUGAGAACAAAUACAAGGAGAGCAGCCAACUCCUGGGACAGAUCCAGUCUCGCAUUGAGACCCUCUUGAAGGCAAUGGAGUGUGACACUACAAAGAUCGUGAAGCCCCUUGGGGACAGCUUGGUGCCAGUUUUUGGUCCCGUGGAGAACAAGGUCAAGGAGUUCCUGCUGAGGGAGUCCCUGCUGCGCUACACCUCCCUCGACCGCACCCAGCGCGCCCAGGCCUUCGUCAGCCCCCUCCGGGCAGCCUCCAACCUCCUCUGGACCACGGACAGGGCCAAGCUCUGCCCGCCCCCCCCAGACCUGGAGGAGACCACUGACCCCAAAACCGUGGAAGAGCCGCUGGGCCGGGCCGAGCUGCGUGAGCUCGUUAUCCAGACGCAGCAGGAGGAGGUGAGCAGGCCCCCCAGCACGGGCAAGAGGAGGAGGAGAUUCACAUCACACAGUGCAUCAGGCUCCAGGAGCCCAUCAGAGUCCAAGAGCCCACCAGGGAAUUAA